AUGACUGCUAUUACGGCGAAAGAAACCAUAAAACGGUUGGUUAAAAUAUUUAGCAUUUGGGGUGUACCACGUACAAUUACGCUUGACAAUGCCAAGCAAUUCGUGUCAACGGAAUUCGAAGAAUUUUGUGGUUCAAAACGAAUUCAUCUGAAUCACACUUCACCCUAUUGGCCUCAAGCAAACGGUGAAGUAGAGAGGCAGAAUCGUUCCCUUCUCAAACGUUUAAAGAUAGCCAAUGCUAUCUACGGAGACUGGAAGGCUGAAAUGAAUCAGUAUCUUGAAAUGUACAAUAAUACUGCACAUACAACAACAGGAAAGGCUCCGAGUGAGCUGCUACAGAAUCGGAAACUGAGGUAUAAGUUUCCAGAUCCAGAAGAUCUAAGUUCAUCCGUUGUACCAUCAGACUAUGCAGACAGAGAUGCCGUUCAAAAAUGGAAAGGAAAGGAAGGAGAAGAUGCGAAAAGAAAGGCGAAGACCAGUGACAUCGGUACAGGAGACCUAGUUCUUAUGAAGAACUUACACCCCACGAACAAACUCUCGACUAGUUUCUUAUCUGAGAAAUUCUUAGUAGACGAGCGACAGGGAUCAAAAGUUCGGGUCCAUUCAAAGGAUAGUGGAAAAAGCUAUGAGCGAAACGUGGCUCAUCUAAAGAAGGUUUCCGCUCCUAGUCAGAUGGGAGAGUCUAGUGAAACACCAGAACACCUUGAACCAACUGUAGCUGAACGUCGCUGUUCGAAGCGUAUUCGUAAGUUAACAGCCCUGUAUAAGGCUUAG
Armigeres subalbatus is the source of this 774-nucleotide messenger RNA. RefSeq lists its product as uncharacterized. The transcript has a single exon. The record is from RefSeq and is a predicted model, not a curated record. NCBI's taxonomy places the organism in Eukaryota, Metazoa, Arthropoda, Insecta, Diptera, Culicidae. Gene Ontology annotation, molecular function: nucleic acid binding. Gene Ontology annotation, biological process: DNA integration. Bases 1 to 774 code for a protein of 257 amino acids.